This is a messenger RNA of Tricharina praecox, 2020 nucleotides long. Its product is annotated as general substrate transporter. The coding region runs from base 192 to 1727 and encodes 511 amino acids. The transcript has 2 exons. Lineage: Eukaryota; Fungi; Ascomycota; Pezizomycetes; Pezizales; Pyronemataceae. Gene Ontology annotation, molecular function: carbohydrate:proton symporter activity. Gene Ontology annotation, biological process: transmembrane transport; carbohydrate transport. The record is from RefSeq and is a predicted model, not a curated record. Gene Ontology annotation, cellular component: membrane.
CCCUCCCGCCCAACACGGUAUAUAACGCCGACCUCCCGCUCUGUCUUCCCCGCUCUCCACUCCAUCCCAACAUCCUCCGUCUUCUCCAGGUCAAUUCAACAAACGGGAGGCCCUUUGGCAAUCACACUCUCCUCGCUUCUGGAAAGCUCCCUCAAUAGCUCUCACCGACAACCCCGAUCCAUAGCGACAAUAUGGGUUUCAUGCUGAAAAAGCCCGCCGAUGAGGCCGGUGCCUCGGCGCCUGCCAUCAUCAUCGGUCUCUUCGUGGCCUUUGGUGGUAUUCUCUUCGGUUACGAUACGGGAACCAUCUCCGGUAUCCUCGCCAUGGACCGCUUCAAGGAGCAGUUCGCCCGGAGUCGGGACGCCGACGGAAACCCAUACAUCACCUCGUCGGAACAGUCCCUGAUCGUCUCGAUCCUCUCGGCUGGUACCUUCUUCGGUGCUCUCGGCGCCUCGCAGCUUGCCGACAAGAUCGGACGACGAUGGGGAUUGAUCACCUCGUGCAUUGUCUUCAGCGUCGGUGUCGUGUUGCAGACCAUCGCCACUGAGCAGAACCUGUUUGUUGCCGGACGUGCCGUCGCCGGUUUCGGAGUCGGUCUCCUGUCCGCCAUCGUUCCUCUCUACCAGUCCGAGUCCGCGCCCAAGUGGAUCCGUGGUACCAUCGUCGGUUGUUACCAGUGGGCUAUCACCAUGGGUCUCUUCCUUGCAUCUUGCGCCAACCAGGGCUCCAUGAACCGCGACGACAGUGGCGCCUACCGUAUCCCCAUCGCCAUUCAGUUCCUGUGGGCCAUCAUCUUGGCCGGUGGCAUGCUCAUCCUCCCCGAGACUCCCCGCUACUUGAUCAUGAAGGACGACUACGAUGGAGCUUCCAAGGCGCUCAGCCGUCUUCGCAAGUUGCCCGUCGACGACCACUCCCUCAUGACCGAACUCGACGAGAUCCGCGCCAACCACGAAUACGAGAUGCGUCUCGGCAAGGGUACCUGGCUCGACUGCUUCAAGGCCGGCAUGUUCAAGCGAACCUUCACCGGAUGUGCCAUCCAGGCUCUGCAGCAGCUCACCGGUGUUAACUUCAUCUUCUACUACGGAACCACCUUCUUUAUCUCGGCCGGCAUCAAGAACGCCUUCACCAUCGCCUUGAUCACCAACUUGAUCAACGUCUUCGCCACCAUCCCCGGUCUUUGGCUCGUUGAGAAGCUCGGACGUCGCCAGCUUCUCCUCUGGGGUGCCGUCGGCAUGACCGUGUUCCACUUCAUCGUUGCCAUCGUCGGUGUCGCCGCCGAUGGAGCCGUCGCCAGCAACGUGCUGAUCGCCUUCGUCUGUUUCUUCAUCGCCUUCUUCGCCGCCUCGUGGGGUCCCGUCGCCUGGGUCGUCACCGGAGAGAUCUUCCCCCUCAAGACCCGUGCCAAGUCGCUGUCGCUCACCACCGCCUCCAACUGGCUCUUCAACUGGGCCCUCGCCUACUCGACCCCCUACCUCGUCGACAAAGGUCCCGAGUCCGCCGAUCUCGGCUCAAAGGUCUUCUUCAUCUGGGGAGGCUGCACCGCCGUCGCCAUCGUCUUCGUCUACUUCUUCAUCUACGAGACCAAGGGUCUCUCGCUCGAGGAGGUCGACGAGCUCUACCACUCUGUUCCCAACGCUCGCCGCAGCCCUGGCUGGGUGCCCGCUCAGGACUACCGCGAGAACCUCGAGAAGGGAAAGAGCGGUUACGGAGAGCACAUUGAGAACUAAGUAGCUUAGUUUUAUGUUUUUGCACUUGUUCUAUUCUGUUCUAUUCUGUUCUAGUCUGUUGGUUUUUGGGUUGGUUACGCGACAGAGUUUCGUGUGUUUUCUUGUUGGGGGAUUUCGGUUUCGGUGGGUUGGUUAGGUCAUGCUACCUAGAAAUCGUUCACUUUUUUUUUUAUCUUUAUUUUUCCCCCUGGUUUUUAUACUUUUGAGCACGAUGAUAUGUAGAUAUGGAUAGUCAUGAAUGAGGAUGCGGGGCUGGAGCCGGGUGGGAGUUGGAGAUACCAAAUGAAUCAGAU